AGCCGGGCCGGGGGCGGGGGCCGGGCGAGAGGGGGCAUUGUGUAGGGGAGCGCGGAGCUGCAUUUGUCUGCUCGAGGUGCUAGCCAAGCAGGCGCAGCCGUGGCCGGCUAGGGCUGGAAGUGUCAGCGGCGGCCGCGGGCCCGGCAGAAGGCCGAGUAGGAGGGACCACGCGCCGGGGGCCGCGAUCUCUGGCAGGGGGCGGUGUGCCAGCAGAACACCAUGCACAUAGGCGCCCAGCGCCCCGACUACCCCUCCCGAGGAAAAGAGGCCGGGGCCGCGCUGGGGCGGCGGGGAGCAUGAGGGAGGCCGGGGGACGGCUCGGCUUGGAGCGCUGCUAGUGAGCGGUGCGCGCCGCACACCCGCCUGGGCGCGGCGGAGGGCGGGGAGCCGGGCAGGUCGCGCCUGCGGGCGGCAGCCGACCGCCGGGAGCUGUUCUGAUUUCCGACGCGCACGCUAGGGGCCCGGAGCAGCCCCCGGCCCCGGCGCGCCGCCGACAUGGGCAACGCGGGGAGCAUGGAUUCGCAGCAGACCGAUUUCAGGGCGCACAACGUGCCUUUGAAGCUGCCGAUGCCCGAGCCAGGUGAACUGGAGGAGCGAUUUGCCAUCGUGCUGAAUGCUAUGAACCUACCUCCUGACAAAGCCAGGUUACUGCGGCAGUAUGACAAUGAGAAAAAAUGGGAACUGAUUUGUGAUCAGGAACGAUUCCAGGUGAAGAAUCCUCCCCAUACAUACAUUCAGAAGCUCAAAGGCUAUCUGGAUCCAGCUGUAACCAGGAAGAAAUUCAGACGGCGUGUUCAAGAAUCUACACAAGUGCUAAGAGAACUGGAAAUUUCUUUAAGAACCAACCACAUUGGAUGGGUCAGAGAAUUUCUGAAUGAAGAAAACAAAGGUCUUGAUGUUCUAGUGGAAUAUCUCUCAUUUGCACAGUACGCAGUAACUUUUGACUUUGAAAGUGUGGAGAGUACUGUGGAGAGCUCGGUGGACAAAUCAAAGCCCUGGAGUAGGUCCAUCGAGGACCUGCACAGAGGGAGCAACCUGCCCUCACCUGUGGGCAACAGUGUCUCCCGCUCUGGAAGACAUUCUGCACUGCGAUAUAAUACAUUGCCAAGCAGAAGAACUCUGAAAAAUUCAAGAUUAGUGAGUAAGAAAGAUGAUGUGCAUGUCUGUAUCAUGUGUUUACGUGCCAUCAUGAAUUAUCAGUAUGGUUUCAACAUGGUCAUGUCUCAUCCACAUGCUGUCAAUGAGAUUGCACUAAGCUUGAACAACAAGAAUCCCAGAACAAAAGCCCUUGUCUUAGAACUGUUGGCAGCCGUUUGUCUUGUCAGAGGCGGGCAUGAAAUCAUUUUAUCAGCAUUUGAUAACUUUAAAGAGGUUUGCGGAGAAAAACAGCGCUUUGAGAAGUUGAUGGAACAUUUCAGGAAUGAAGACAAUAACAUAGAUUUUAUGGUGGCUUCUAUGCAGUUUAUUAAUAUUGUAGUCCAUUCAGUAGAAGAUAUGAAUUUCAGAGUUCACCUGCAGUAUGAAUUUACCAAAUUAGGCCUGGAUGAAUACUUGGACAAGCUGAAACACACUGAGAGUGACAAGCUUCAGGUCCAGAUCCAGGCUUACCUGGACAAUGUUUUUGAUGUAGGAGCUCUACUGGAAGAUGCUGAAACUAAGAAUGCUGCCUUGGAGAGGGUGGAAGAACUGGAAGAAAACAUUUCUCAUUUAUCUGAAAAACUGCAAGACACAGAGAAUGAAGCCAUGUCCAAGAUUGUGGAACUGGAAAAGCAACUCAUGCAGAGGAACAAGGAGCUGGAUGUCGUUCGGGAAAUCUACAAAGAUGCAAAUACUCAAGUUCACACAUUAAGAAAAAUGGUCAAAGAAAAAGAAGAAGCAAUUCAAAGACAGUCUACCCUGGAAAAAAAGAUUCAUGAACUAGAGAAACAAGGGACCAUUAAAAUUCAGAAGAAAGGGGAUGGGGAUAUCGCCAUCCUGCCAGUUGUGGCUUCUGGCACAUUGUCCAUGGGGUCAGAAGUGGUAGCAGGUAACUCUGUGGGACCCACAACGGGGGCCGCUUCCUCAGGACCCUUGCCCCCUCCUCCACCACCACUGCCUCCCUCAUCAGACACACCUGAAACAGUGCAAAAUGGUCCAGUAACACCACCUAUGCCACCGCCGCCGCCGCCACCCCCUCCUCCACCUCCUCCUCCCCCACCGCCCCCUCCUCCUCCUCCUCCUCCUCCUCUCCCAGGCCCUGCAGCUGAGACUGUACCAGCUCCUCCCUUAGCACCUCCCCUUCCCUCUGCACCUCCGCUGCCUGGAACAUCUUCACCCACAGUGGUUUUCAACUCAGGAUUAGCAGAUGGGCCAAUCAAGCUUUUCUCUGUGAAAAUUAAGAAGCCAAUCAAGACGAAGUUCAGAAUGCCAGUGUUUAACUGGGUUGCUCUGAAGCCCAAUCAGAUCAAUGGCACAGUCUUCAAUGAAAUUGAUGAUGAGCGAAUUCUGGAGGAUUUAAAUGUGGAUGAAUUUGAGGAAAUAUUCAAGACAAAAGCCCAAGGUCCUGCCAUUGAUCUUUCUUCAAGCAAACAGAAGAUACCACAGAAGGGAUCAAACAAAGUGACAUUACUAGAAGCAAACAGGGCCAAAAAUCUUGCCAUAACUUUAAGGAAAGCUGGAAAGACUGCUGAUGAAAUAUGUAAAGCUAUUCAUGUAUUUGACUUGAAGACACUGCCUGUAGACUUUGUGGAAUGCUUGAUGCGGUUCCUGCCAACUGAGAAUGAAGUGAAAGUGCUUCGGCUCUACGAGCGGGAAAGGAAGCCUCUGGAAAACUUGUCAGAUGAAGAUCGGUUCAUGAUGCAGUUUAGUAAAAUCGAGAGGCUCAUGCAGAAGAUGACCAUCAUGGCUUUCAUUGGGAACUUUGCUGAAAGCAUUCAGAUGCUGACUCCUCAACUACAUGCGAUUAUAGCAGCAUCUGUCUCUAUAAAGUCGUCCCAAAAACUCAAGAAAAUUCUGGAGAUCAUCUUAGCCCUUGGAAACUACAUGAAUAGCAGUAAAAGAGGAGCAGUUUAUGGAUUUAAACUUCAGAGUUUAGAUCUGCUCUUAGACACAAAGUCAACAGACAGAAAGCAAACACUGUUGCACUAUAUAUCCAAUGUGGUGAAAGAAAAAUAUCACCAAGUGUCCCUGUUUUAUAAUGAGCUUCAUUAUGUGGAAAAAGCUGCUGCAGUCUCCCUUGAGAAUGUUUUGCUGGAUGUCAAGGAGCUCCAGAGGGGAAUGGACUUGACCAAGAGAGAGUACACCAUGCAUGACCAUAACACGCUGCUGAAGGAGUUCAUCCUCAACAAUGAGGGGAAGCUGAAGAAGCUGCAGGAUGAUGCCAAGAUCGCACAGGAUGCCUUUGAUGAUGUUGUGAAGUAUUUUGGAGAAAACCCCAAGACAACACCACCCUCUGUCUUCUUUCCUGUCUUCGUCCGGUUUGUGAAAGCAUAUAAGCAAGCAGAAGAGGAAAAUGAGCUGAGGAAAAAGCAGGAACAAGCUCUCAUGGAAAAACUCCUGGAGCAAGAAGCUCUGAUGGAGCAGCAGGAUCCAAAGUCUCCUUCUCAUAAAUCAAAGAGGCAGCAGCAAGAGUUAAUUGCAGAAUUAAGAAGACGACAAGUUAAAGAUAACAGACAUGUAUAUGAGGGGAAAGAUGGUGCCAUUGAAGAUAUUAUCACAGUGCUGAAGACUGUGCCCUUUACUGCUCGCACCGCCAAGCGUGGCUCUCGGUUUUUCUGCGAACCUGUUCUCACUGAGGAAUACCAUUACUAAACUAUUACUCUUUCUCACCUGAUGCUCUUAAAAGAUCUUAGAAACCAACCAUACAGACGAGCCGAUGCGGUGAGGAGAAGCGUCAGGCGGCGCUUUGAUGAUCAGAACUUGCGUUCUGUUAAUGGUGCCGAAAUAACAAUGUGAACCUGAGACCGGCGUGCAUGAAUACAGGGUGUGCGUGAAUGAAACUGCCCACGUGAACUUUAUGUGCUACCAUUUAACUGCAGCCUUGAACACACACAAAAAAUAAUUCUUAAGGGCUCAGAUUUAGCAAACACAAAAGAAUUUUAAAAUGAGCUCUCCUUUCAACCCUUGUUAACAAGUGCCUAAAAAUGGAAGUACCUGUUCAGAUUAAUCAAAGCAAUAGGAUUUGAUUUGAUUAGGUAUCUUUUUACACCAGUAUGUUGUUUUUUUAACCAAAAUGUAAAGUUCUUAUUAAACUCAUUACCUGCCAUGGUGAUUGUCCCAUCAUGGCCCACCUGGUUUCCUGAUGUUGUAAAUAACAUCAAUGCAUCUGCUGUGGGUCCUUUGCUGAGAUGUCUUCGAAGGAAUUUUGUUUUAGCCAUAUCCAUCAACUUUGUAUUUUACUUGCAACUUGGAAGAAGGAAAGUCACAUGAUGAAACUCCUUUUGUCUAUAACCAGGCCCUGGCAAAGUGCAAACAGGAUGCAAUUGCAGUGGCACAAAGGUCACUCAAUCCUUUAUUUCCAGUUUCACAUUCUACUACUUCUGUGCUAGAGAACGAUGCUCUGAGAGGCAUUCACCGGUAUGAAUGUGGGGAUAUAGUGUAUAAGACUUAUUUGCAGUACUGUGUUCUUCAGCUAGAGGCAGCUUUUUAAAUAAUGCAAGUGUAUUUAUUAGCACUAAAAUUAACAUCUCAGUAAUCAGCAUUGGCAUUUCUGAGGACCAUUAUUAAUUCUGAGAACAGAAAUUGGUGCCUUGCAAGGAAGUUUACUAGCUCUAUCAACAAGCAUUCAAGGUUACAUCUGCUAGCAGAGUAGUGUUAGGAACCUGGCCUUAUUCUCCUCUGACAAUCGCAAUUUUUUCUUAUUUUUUUGUAAAUUGGAGAAGAUACACUUGGCAUCAUGUAUCCAGGCUAACUUGUUCAUGCAUUUCCCAGACUACUUAUGGGGAAUUGCAGUUUAAGUUGCUGAAAAGUAUUAACAUGGUAUUAAGCUUAAAUAAUACGUAAUGGGACUAAAUGGCCCACUAAGCCACUGUUAUUUUUCCUUCCUCUCUGGCAGGGCACUUGAUCCAUUCCAAAGUCAAAAACUGGACUGAAGCUAAAUUUGUACUUUUCAUAAUAUACAUUCUGCUUCUGGCUUAUCUUCUUGGUACAUCAAUAUAUUAAUUGUAAAGUUUAUUGUAUAGUAUUUAACCGCUGAAGUUCCUAUUUUAUGUUGUGCUUACGUGAACCCCUUGGUGAAGGUCCCUUUUCCUUGGAUGUGUAGUUAUAUGAUCUUUUUAAAUGUACAGAUAUUUUGCUAUAAAAUCGGUGCAGUUUUUUAUGGUUUUUACACUUCUCUUUAAUUCCCACCUAAGCCUCUGGGUAAUAUUGUAAAUAUUGUUUUAAAAUGCAUCAGCCUAUGCUAUACAAUCUGAAUGUUAUUUUAACUUAUAGUUUUUUUAAUAUAUAUAUUUAACUACAAGGACAGUUUAGGGAACAAGUUACCUACCACAUUUCACUUUAGUGUACCUAUUUACAGAAAGAAAGAUUAAACUGCCACCUGCGGGCACAUUCCCAUAAAUGUGUACUUUAAAAAGAACAUGCCAAGAUUUUGUCUUUCUGUGGACUCAACAUUCACUUCGAUUAAAAAUAGCAAUUUGACCAAGUUGGACUUCCACUACAAAGCAGCUGUUUUCCAAAGUUCAGUGCUGACAUAUAUGUUAAAAUAACUGCCUAUUUAUUAAUCUACAAAGAGACAACGUUGGCAUGUUCUUUUCUGUCUGUUAAUGGGCCUGCUUCUUAGCAAUAUUAGAAUGUUUUAUAAAAGCAAUUCAUGUUACUUUUCUGGUCUUUUCAUGGCAUAUGAGCAAAUAAACUAUUUACACUACUA
Messenger RNA from Nomascus leucogenys (northern white-cheeked gibbon), 5845 nucleotides. It is a transcript of the gene FMNL2, whose product is annotated as formin like 2. Gene Ontology annotation, biological process: regulation of cell shape; cell migration; cortical actin cytoskeleton organization. The transcript is spliced from 28 exons. Bases 496 to 3789 code for a protein of 1097 amino acids. The record is from RefSeq and is a predicted model, not a curated record. Gene Ontology annotation, cellular component: cytosol. NCBI's taxonomy places the organism in Eukaryota, Metazoa, Chordata, Mammalia, Primates, Hylobatidae. Gene Ontology annotation, molecular function: actin filament binding; small GTPase binding.